Molecule: messenger RNA, 1290 nt
Organism: Anopheles bellator
Lineage: Eukaryota; Metazoa; Arthropoda; Insecta; Diptera; Culicidae
Product: serine protease easter-like
Exons: 3
Coding region: 64-1179 (371 amino acids)
Biological process (GO): proteolysis
Molecular function (GO): serine-type endopeptidase activity
Source: RefSeq, a predicted model, not a curated record
GUUUUACAAUCCAGUCCGUUGCGGCUGAUUAUAUAGGCCUCGUUCCGCCAGACCAGAAGGAAGAUGAAACUGCAGACAUCCCCAGCGGUACUGCUGUUGCUUCUCGGCACGUUCUGCGGGUUAUCAUGGGCACUGAACCUGUACGACGAGUGCCGUACGCCGGAUGACCAGCAGGGUACCUGCGUGCUGUUGCGUUCCUGUUCCACAAUCCGUGAGCUGCUGAUGAAGAAGACCGCGCUGACGGCCGGGGAGCGGGACUACAUAGUGAAGGCCAAAUGCGGAACACAGGGGAGCUCGGUGUUGGCCUGCUGCCCGUUUUCGCGCAAACUUCCGACACGUUUCGGUGUGCCGGUUGAGUUGCCGAAACCCGGCGAAUGCGGUGCGAUGCUUUCGAACCGCAUCGUCGGAGGAUCGGUCACGCAUCUCGGUGAUUACCCGUGGUUGGCGCGAAUUCAGUACUACAAGACCAACAAUCGGUACGGGUUCCACUGCGGUGGGGUACUAAUCCACAGCCAGUAUGUCCUGACCGCUGCACACUGCAUCGAAGGCGUCCCGUCGAGCUGGAUCGUCUACCAAGUGAGGCUCGGUGAGCAUGAUACGACCAAAGAUAUCGACUGUGAAGAUGACGACUGUGCUGACCCGGUACGGGAUGUGCUGAUCACGACCUACGUGGUGCACCCGGAGUACUACAAACAGAACGGUGCCGAUUACAACGAUAUUGCGCUGCUCCAGCUGGCGGAGACGGUCGAGUCAACCGACUACAUUCGGCCAAUCUGUCUACCGACGGCGGACAACAUGCGGGCGGAAAAUCUGACCGGCAAGUUUGCCACCGUGGCCGGCUGGGGCCAGACGGAAAAAAGCUCCUCCAGCACGCUGAAGCUCCAUCUGCAGGUCCCGCUCUGGGGUAACGAUGCGUGCGCCGACGCGUUCACCGAUGUACGGCUAGACAUUACCGGCACGCAACUGUGUGCCGGGGGCGAAAAGGGGAAAGACUCGUGCCGGGGUGAUUCCGGUGGCCCGCUAAUGCGUUACGUGGCCUCGAAUGGGUCCACCAACCGAUUCUGGUUCUUAGCCGGUGUGGUAAGCUUCGGGUUGGAGCAGUGCGGCACUUCCGGAGUUCCCGGAGUGUACACGCGCAUGAGUGAAUUUACGGACUGGGUCCUGGAAACCAUGGAGUAGGGAUCCGUGUUUGCCAACGCCAACUAAAACGCUUUGCUGAGCCACGCAAACAGAAAUUCAUCUCGAAGAAGCAGGAGGAUCGAAUAAAGUUUUAUUUUUUACCGAACAAGA